Molecule: messenger RNA, 675 nt
Organism: Phycomyces blakesleeanus NRRL 1555(-)
Lineage: Eukaryota; Fungi; Mucoromycota; Mucoromycetes; Mucorales; Phycomycetaceae
Exons: 5
Coding region: 1-675 (224 amino acids)
Source: RefSeq, a predicted model, not a curated record
AUGUUUACAAGAGUACCAAUUAUGGAUAACGACGGAGAAGCCUAUACGAUACGGAUGUUUGAUAAACUUUGUGAGUUGGUCAAAUGUCUUCAGCGUCAAUUAACAAAGGUUCAAAUUCUAUUAAUCGGUUUCCGCCCUUUUAUUCCCUUUAAAAAGGCUUCAUUUGAGGAUAAUAUUGCCAAGGAAAUUACGUUUCAUUUCAAACACCAAGAGGCAUAUUCUCUGGUAAAAAUUACCUCACCGAGAAAGAAUACAGUAUUAAACAAAGGAAAGGUAGAUAGUACAAAUAAUAGCAUGACUGAGACCACAGGAACUUGCAAGACCAAUAGAUCGGAUGGAGGCACAUUACUGAAUUUGAUCAUUACUCAACCUGCGAGUAUCCUUAACCCAGUAAUAAGCAGUGUAAUAGGUGUCUUUAUAUUCCAACUACAAUAUUCACUUAUUGCGAUAUCCCCUAAUGAUUAUGGAUUUGGGGUAAAAGUUAUGUCUACAUCCAAACUGGCAGUAAUGUUUUUAUCAACAAAUAAUGGAUGCCUCAACAUAAAUAAUAGUCUAACUCAAACGACAGGAUCGUACGUCAUUAGAAUAGAACCUGAGAACUGGAAAGCGAUUGGAUUAAUUGGGUACAGCUAUGAUAAUCAUAUCAAUAAGAGCUUGGAUCAAAAGGCAUGGUAG